Molecule: messenger RNA, 609 nt
Organism: Epithele typhae
Lineage: Eukaryota; Fungi; Basidiomycota; Agaricomycetes; Polyporales; Epitheliaceae
Product: carbonic anhydrase
Exons: 3
Coding region: 1-609 (202 amino acids)
Biological process (GO): cellular response to carbon dioxide; cellular response to oxidative stress
Molecular function (GO): zinc ion binding; carbonate dehydratase activity
Source: RefSeq, a predicted model, not a curated record
AUGACCCAAGACUACGUCCUCGCCCGCCUGCUCUCCAACAACGCCCAGUGGGCCCAGGACGUCGCCCACGCCGACCCCAGCUUCUUUCCCUCCACCGCGCCCACCCAGUCCCCCAAGGUGCUCUGGAUCGGCUGCUCCGACUCCCGUGUUCCCGAGUCCGUAGUCACCGCCUCCAAGCCUGGGGACAUCUUCGUCCACCGGAACAUCGCCAACCAGUUCCACCCCGACGACGACAGCGCGCUCUCCGUGCUCACCUACGCCAUCGAACACGUCGGCGUCCAGCACGUCGUCCUCGUCGGCCACACCAACUGCGGUGGGGCCGCCGCGUGCGCCCAGAUGGCCGCCGCACCGCCCGCCGCCACGGACUCGCCGCUGAUGCGCUGGCUCGCGCCGCUCGUCGCCCUCGCGCGCGCCAACCCGGACGCGGACCUGACCACGCUCGUCGAGGAGAACGUGCGGGCGCAGGUGGCGAAGCUGGCCGAGUGCCCGAUCGUGGUCAACGCGUGGGCCAAGGGGAAGGACGUGCAGGUGCACGGGUGGGUGUACGAGCUCGAGGCGGGACGCCUGCGCGACGUGGGGUGCAGCUUCGGGAAGGAGGGCCAGAUGUGA